Molecule: messenger RNA, 807 nt
Organism: Glycine soja
Lineage: Eukaryota; Viridiplantae; Streptophyta; Magnoliopsida; Fabales; Fabaceae
Exons: 3
Coding region: 118-522 (134 amino acids)
Source: RefSeq, a predicted model, not a curated record
UUUGACUUUCUAAUGUUCUACCUCGUUCCCUCAGUAAUUCCUCAUACAUAUAAUACUUAGUAUAACACAAAAUGAUGAUGAGCAACAAAAAAAUUAAAUUCUUAUCAUUUACAGAAUAUGGAGUCCCAGACUUCCACACGAGAGAAGGAGUCUCUCAAUCUCAGGGAAGUCCCAGAAGCAGAUAAAACCUUGGGCUUGGACAUGGCCAAGGGCAGCGCAUUCUGCAAGAUGGGUGAAGGUUGGACAUGCAUCAUAACUAAAACUGAGGGGCCUGAUGCUGGCAAAGUUUUCGUUAAAUGUGGUGAAAAUUGCACCUGUACCAUUGAGGGCGAAGCAGUGUCCCAAGAAUUGAAUUUGCCACCUGAUGUUGUGAGCAGCAGUGGCAGUGGAGCAUUCUGCAAGUGUGGUGAAGGGUGGAGUUGUGUCAUUUUCAGGACUGAAGGCCCUGAUGCAGGCUCUGGCAAGGGCUUUGCUGAAUGCGCUGGACAGUGUUCUUGUACUAUUGAUGACAAAUCCACCUAAGAUAAACGAUGAGUGCAUCUAUGAUAUAAUCUGAUGGUUAUUUUUCUCUUGAUUCUGCUACAGGUUUGUAAAAUUAAUUGUAUUGAAGAAGGGGACAAUUAUGAUCAGUAGUAUGUGUGGUCAAGUGUAUGUAUGAUAUAUAUACUAUGAUGGUUGGUUUACUUCCACUUUGAUACAUGUUUGUAACAUAAGUUGUAUGGAAGAAGUGAGUGAACCAUCUUCAGUAUAAUGUGUGAUCAGUAAUAAAGGAAAUGAAGGGACUGCCAUGACUAUUAUGCUUGAUCA